This is a messenger RNA of Ctenopharyngodon idella (grass carp), 5801 nucleotides long. Its product is annotated as protein NLRC5-like. Lineage: Eukaryota; Metazoa; Chordata; Actinopteri; Cypriniformes; Xenocyprididae. The coding region runs from base 310 to 5655 and encodes 1781 amino acids. Gene Ontology annotation, molecular function: protein binding. The record is from RefSeq and is a predicted model, not a curated record. The transcript has 34 exons.
UUGAGUGCUGCUGCAGAUGAAGCCUGUCAGUAUGUGGAGAGAGUUGUGGGUAAAAACCCGUUACUCCUGAGAGAGCUGAAUCUGAGUUAACAUGAACUAGGAGACACACGAGUGAAUCAGAUCGCUGCUCUACUGCAGGAUAAACACUGUCGACUCAAAACACUGACUCUGUGGAGAUGCAGUAUUACAGAGAAACAGUGUGUCAUCCUGACUUCAGCUCUGAAAUCAAACCCGUCACACCUGAGAGAGCUGAACCUGAGCGGGAAUAAACUAGGAGACUCUGGAGUGAAAAACCUCAGUGAUCUACUGAUGAACCCACAAUUCAAGCUGGAGAAACUACAUCUGUUUAGAUGCAGUAUUACAGAGAAACAGUGUGUCAUCCUGACUUCAGCUCUGAAAUCAAACCCGUCACACCUGAGAGAGCUGAACCUGAGCUGGAAUAAACUAGGAGACUCUGGAGUGAAAAACCUCAGUGAUCUACUGAUGAACCCACAAUUCAAGCUGGAGAAACUACAUCUGUAUGAAUGCAGUAUUACAGAGAAACAGUGUGUCAUCCUGACUUCAGCUCUGAAAUCAAACCCGUCACACCUGAGAGAGCUGAACCUGAGCGGGAAUAUAAUAGGAAACACAGGAGUGAAGCACUUAUGUGUCGUACUGAAGGAUUCACACUGUAAACUGGAGAGAUUGAGACUCUCUAACUGCAGUGUAACAGAAGAAGGUUAUAAAGCUCUGGCUUCAGCUCUGAGAUCAAACCCUUCACACCUGAUAGAGCUGGAUCUCACAGGAAAUGAUCCUGGACAAUCAGGAGUGAAGGAGCUCAGUGAUUUACUACAGGAUCCAAACUGUCAACUGAAGACACUGAGUCUGAGUGAAUGCAGUAUUACAGAGAAACAGUGUGUCAUCCUGACUUCAGCUCUGAAAUCAAACCCGUCACACCUGAGAGAGCUGGACCUGAGCAGGAAUAAUCUAGGAGACUCUGGAGUGAAAAACCUCAGUGAUCUACUGAUGAACCCACAAUUCAAGCUGGAGAAACUACAUCUGUAUGGAUGCAGUAUUACAGAGAAACAGUGUGUCAUCCUGACUUCAGCUCUGAAAUCAAACCCGUCACACCUGAGAGAGCUGAACCUGUGGGGGAAUAAACUUGGAGACUCUGGAGUGAAAAACCUCAGUGAUCUACUGAUGAACCCACAAUUCAAGCUGGAGAAACUAGAAUGCAGAAUUACAGAGAAACAGUGUGUCAUCCUGACUUCAGCUCUGAAAUCAAACCCGUCACACCUGAGAGAGCUGGACCUGAGCGGGAAUAAACUAGGAGACUCUGGAGUGAAAAACCUCAGUGAUCUACUGAUGAACCCACAAUUCAAGCUGGAGAAACUACAUCUGUAUGGAUGCAGUAUUACAGAGGAACAGUGUGUCAUCCUGACUUCAGCUCUGAAAUCAAACCCGUCACACCUGAGAGAGCUGGACCUGAGCUGGAAUGAACUAGGAGACUCUGGAGUGAAAAACCUCAGUGAUCUACUGAUGAACCCACAAUUCAAGCUGGAGAAACUACAUCUGAGUAGAUGCAGUAUUACAGAGAAACAGUGUGUCAUCCUGACUUCAGCUCUGAAAUCAAACCCGUCACACCUGAGAGAGCUGGACCUGAGCAGGAAUGAAAUAGGAAACACAGGAGUGAAAAACCUCAGUGAUCUACUGAUGAACCCACAAUUCAAGCUGGAGAAACUACAUCUGAGUUACUGCAGUAUUACAGAGAAACAGUGUGUCAUCCUGACUUCAGCUCUGAAAUCAAACCCGUCACACCUGAGAGAGCUGAACCUGAGCAGGAAUGAACUAGGAGACUCUGGAGUGAAAAACCUCAGUGAUCUACUGAUGAACCCACAAUUCAAGCUGGAGAAACUACAUCUGUAUGGAUGCAGUAUUACAGAGAAACAGUGUGUCAUCCUGACUUCAGCUCUGAAAUCAAACCCGUCACACCUGAGAGAGCUGAAACUGAGACUGAAUAAACUAGGAGACUCUGGAGUGAAAAACCUCAGUGAUCUACUGAUGAACCCACAAUUCAAGCUGGAGAAACUACAUCUGAGUAGAUGCAGUAUUACAGAGAAACAGUGUGUCAUCCUGACUUCAGCUCUGAAAUCAAACCCGUCACACCUGAGAGAGCUGAACCUGAGUGGGAAUAACAUAGGAAGCACAGGAGUGAAGCACUUAUGUGACAUACUGAAGGAUUCACACUGUAAACUGAAGAGAUUGAGGUUAAGAUACUGUGAAAUGACAGAUGAAGGUUGUUCUGCUCUGACUUCAGCUCUGAAAUCAAACCCAUCGCACCUGAGAGAGCUGAACAUGAGCUGGAAUAAACUAGGAGACUCUGGAGUGAAAAACCUCAGUGAUCUACUGAUGAACCCACAAUUCAAGCUGGAGAAACUGGAUCUGUAUGGAUGCAGUAUUACAGAGGAACAGUGUGUCAUCCUGACUUCAGCUCUGAAAUCAAACCCGUCACACCUGAGAGAGCUGGACCUGAGCUGGAAUAAACUAGGAGACUCUGGAGUGAAAAACCUCAGUGAUCUACUGAUGAACCCACAAUUCAAGCUGGAGAAACUAUAUCUGAGUAGAUGCAGUAUUACAGAGAAACAGUGUGUCAUCCUGACUUCAGCUCUGAAAUCAAACCCGUCACACUUGAGAGAGCUGGACCUCAGUGAGAAUAAACUAGGAGACUCAGGAGUGAAGCACUUAUGUGACAUACUGAAGGAUUCAUACUGUAAACUGGAGAGAUUGAGACUCUCUAACUGCAGUGUAACAGAAGAAGGUUAUAAAGCUCUUUCUUUAGCUCUGAGAUCAAACCCUUCACACCUGAUGGAGCUGGAUCUCCUAGGAAAUGAUCCUGGACUAUCAGGAGUGAAGGAGCUCAAUGAUUUACUACAUGAUCCAAACUGUCAACUGAAGACACUGAGGUUUUUGAGUGCUGCUGCAGAUGAAGCCUGUCAGUAUUUGAAUAGAGUUGUGGGUAAAAACUCGUUACUCCAGAGAGAGCUGAAUCUGAGUGAACAUGAACUAGGAGACACAGGAGUGAAUCAGAUCGCUGCUCUACUGCAGGAUAAACACUGUCAACUCAACAAACUGAUUCUGAGUUACUGCAGUAUUACAGAGAAACAGUGUGUCAUCCUGACUUCAGCUCUGAAAUCAAACCCGUUACACCUGAGAGAGCUGGACCUGAGCUGGAAUAAACUAGGAGACUCUGGAGUGAAAAACCUCAGUGAUCUACUGAUGAAUCCACAAUUCAAGCUGGAGAAACUAUCAUUAUCAUCACCACCAGUUUUCAUGCAUCUGAAUAUUUGCAGUAUUACAGAGAAACAGUGUGUCAUCCUGACUUCAGCUCUGAAAUCAAACCCGUCACACCUGAGAGAGCUGGACCUGAGCGGGAAUAAACUAGGAGUGAAAAACCUCAGUGAUCUACUGAUGAACCCACAAUUCAAGCUGGAGAAACUGGAUCUGAAUAGAUGCAGUAUUACAGAGAAAAAGUGUGUCAUCCUAACUUCAGCUCUGAAAUCAAAUCCGUCACACCUGAGAGAGCUGGACCUCAGUGAGAAUAAACUAGGAAACACAGGAGUGAAGCACUUAUGUGACAUACUGAAGGAUUCACACUGUAAACUGGAGAGAUUGAGACUCUCUAACUGCAGUGUAACAGAAGAAGGUUAUAAAGCUCUGGCUUCAGCUCUGAGAUUAAACCCUUCACACCUGAUAGAGCUGGAUCUCACAGGAAAUGAUCCUGGACAAUCAGGAGUGAAGGAGCUCAAUGAUUUACUACAGGAUCCAAACUGUCAACUGAAGACACUGAGGUUUUUGAGUGCUGCUGCAGAUGAAGCCUGUCAGUAUUUGAAUAGAGUUGUGGGUAAAAACCCGUUACUCCAGAGAGAGCUGAAUCUGAGUGAACAUGAACUAGGAGACACACAAGUGAAUCAGAUCGCUGUUCUACUGCAGGAUAAAUAUUGUCAACUCAACAAACUGAUCCUGAGUGAAUGCAGUAUUACAGAGAAACAGUGUGUCAUCCUGACUUCAGCUCUGAAAUCAAACCCGUCACACCUGAGAGAGCUGGACCUGAGCUGGAAUAAUCUAGGAGACUCUGGAGUGAAAAACCUCAGUGAUCUACUGAUGAACCCACAAUUCAAGCUGGAGAAACUAUCAUUAUCAUCACCACCAGUUUUCAUGCAUCUGAGUAUUUGCAGUAUUACAGAGAAACAGUGUGUCAUCCUGACUUCAGCUCUGAAAUCAAACCCGUCACACCUGAGAGAGCUGAACCUGAGCAGGAAUGAACUAGGAGACUCUGGAGUGAAAAACCUCAGUGAUCUACUGAUGAACCCACAAUUCAAGCUGGAGAAACUAGAUCUGAGUAGAUGCAGUAUUACAGAGAAACAGUGUGUCAUCCUGACUUCAGCUCUGAAAUCAAACCCGUCACACCUGAGAGAGCUGGACCUCAGUGAGAAUAAAAUAGAAAACACAGGAGUGAAGCACUUAUGUGAAGUACUGAAGGAUUCACACUGUAAACUGGAGAGAUUGAGACUCUCUAACUGCAGUGUAACAGAAGAAGGUUAUAAAGCUCUGGCUUCAGCUCUGAGAUCAAACCCUUCACACCUGAUAGAGCUGGAUCUCACAGGAAAUGAUCCUGGACAAUCAGGAGUGAAGGAGCUCAAUGAUUUACUACAGGAACCAAAUAGUCAACUGAAGACACUGAGGUUUUUAAGUGCUACUGCAGAUGAAGCCUGUCAGUAUUUGAAUAGAGUUGUGGGUAAAAACCCGUUACUGCUGAGAGAGCUGAAUCUGAGUGAACGUGGACUAGGAGACAGACGAGUGAAUCAGAUCGCUGCUCUACUGCAGGAUAAACACUGUCAACUCAACACACUGAUUCUGAGUGACUGCAGUAUUACAGAGAAACGGUGUAUCAUCCUGACUUCAGCUCUGAAAUCAAACCCGUCACACCUGAGAGAGCUGAACCUGAACUGGAAUAAUCUAGGAGACUCUGGAGUGAAAAAACUCAGUGAUCUACUGAUGAACCCACAAUUCAAGCUGGAGAAACUGGAUCUCAGUGAAUGCAGUAUUACAGAGAAACAGUGUGUCAUCCUGACUCCAGCUCUGAAAUCAAACCCGUCACACCUGAGAGAGCUGAACCUGAGCGGGAAUAAACUAGGAGACUCUGGAGUGAAAAACCUCAGUGAUCUACUGAUGAAGCCACAAUUCAAGCUGGAGAAACUACAUUUGAGUGAAUGCAGUAUUACAGAGAAACAGUGUUUCAUCCUGACUUCAGCUCUGAAAUCAAACCCGUCACACCUGAGAGAGCUGGACCUGAGUGAGAAUGAAAUAGGAAACACAGGAGUGAAGCUCUUAUGUGACGUACUGAAGGAUUUACAUUGUAAACUGGAAAAAUUGAGUCUAUAUAACUGUGGCAUUACAGAUGUUUCUUCUUUAACUCAGUCUUUGACUAACUCAAAAGCACUGCAGUUUUUAAAAGAGCUUGAUCUGAGACACGAUAUGAUAGGAGACUCAAAGCAGCGGCUCAGAGACGUGCUACGAGACUCAAACUGUGUCCUGAGAGUAGAUAAGGAUCAAUCACCAGACGUCUCUGAACAAGUUAAAUCACCAAAAGUCUCUGAUGGAUGCUUUAUAUUAUAGUUUGAAAUCAUCACGAGAGGAACAGUAAUCAUCAGUCUGAGUGUUUGCAGUAUUACAGAGAAACAGUGUGUCAUCCUGACUUCAGCUCUGAAAUCAAACCCGUCACACCUGAGAGAGCUGAACCUGAGUGGUAAUAAAGUAGGAGA